This is a messenger RNA of Toxorhynchites rutilus septentrionalis, 4128 nucleotides long. It is a transcript of the gene Tudor-SN, whose product is annotated as staphylococcal nuclease domain-containing protein 1. Gene Ontology annotation, biological process: mRNA catabolic process; regulatory ncRNA-mediated gene silencing. The record is from RefSeq and is a predicted model, not a curated record. Lineage: Eukaryota; Metazoa; Arthropoda; Insecta; Diptera; Culicidae. Bases 339 to 3107 code for a protein of 922 amino acids. The transcript is spliced from 8 exons. Gene Ontology annotation, molecular function: RNA binding; nuclease activity. Gene Ontology annotation, cellular component: nucleus; cytosol; RISC complex.
CUUUUCGCACAGGUUUCGAGUUGGCCAUCCAGUUUCUACCUAUCGCGUUUGGCAGUGCUGCGGCUUUUCAGUGAAGUCCACUUCUUACAGCGAUCUCGUGCCGUGCAAAUGCAACAACCGUGAGAGGUGACUGCGUGUGGCUUUCUACGUGUCUUUUAAUCCUUCGGAUUCCUGUUCACCACAGCGUGAAAUCUAAAGGCGAAAAGUGACGGUCUUCAUACUGUGCGAGAAGAUUCAAUUGCCUCGACGAAGCGAUUGUUCGAAUCACGGAGUUUCUACGUUAAGUGCUUGUGUGAGGUUUUUGACCCUCUGAAGGAAGCAGGAACUGUUCCCAAGAGAUGAGUGCUGCACCAGCUGCCACCGCCGCUACUGCGCCGGUCCUCAGGAAGGGUAUCGUUAAACAGGUUCUCUCCGGUGAUUCGGUGAUUAUCCGCGGUCAACCUAAAGGAGGUCCUCCACCGGAGAAGCAGAUCAAUUUCGCUGGUGUCAUCGCUCCGAAACUCGCCCGGCGACCAACCGGCAAUACCUCGGAUGUCCCGCCUAGCAAGGAUGAACCAUACGCCUGGGAAGCCCGCGAAUAUUUGCGCCAGCGACUGGUCGGACAGGAGGUAUACUUCCAUGCCGAACGUCCCCCGAACGCGAAUCGCGACUAUGGAUUUAUUUGCCUCGGCAAGGAUCCGACUACCUCGGAAAACAUUGUGGAAUCAAUUGUGUCCGAAGGUUUGGUGAGUGUACGCCGUGAAGGUGUCCGCCAAACCCCGGAGCUAACCCGCCUGAUCGAGCUGGAGGACGCUGCGAAGGCAGCUCGCAAAGGCAAAUGGAGCGAUUCGCCGCUGUCCGAACACGUGCGCAACAUCACAUGGAAUGUCGACUCAAAGCCGUUCUUCGAUCAGCACAGUAGCAAACCGAUCAAAGCCAUCAUCGAACAUGUUCGUGACGGCUCAACGGUGCGUGCAUUCCUCCUGCCUGGCUUCCAGCACAUCACCCUAGUGAUGACCGGUAUCCGCUGCCCUGGCUUCAAGCUGGACGCUGAUGGUAAACCCGAUACCACGGCGGAGGUGCCACUAGCCGAAGAGGCACGCUAUUUUGUCGAAUCCCGCCUGCUUCAACGUGACGUCGAGAUCCGGCUCGAAUGUGUGCACAAUUCCAAUUUCCUCGGUACGAUCAUCUUCCCCAAGGGUAACAUUGCGGAAGCGCUACUCCGCGAAGGUUUCGCCAAAUGUGUCGAAUGGAGUAUGCCUUACGUGAAGGAAGGCGUCGAACGGUAUCUCGAUGCCGAGAAACACGCCAAGACUAACCGGCUUCGUUUGUGGAAGGACUAUCAAGCGCCGACCGCAACGUACAACACCAAGGAUAAGGAUUUCUCCGGAACGGUCUGUGAAGUGUUCAACGGUGAUGCCAUUGCCGUUAAGAUCAGCAACACCGUUACGAAGAAGGUAUUCUUUUCGAGCAUUAAACCACCCCAGCGUGAGACUGUUCGCAACCCUGACGAAGAAGGCAAUCCUCCACCACCACGCCCGAAGGGAUCCCGUCCCCUGUACGACAUUCCAUGGAUGUUCGAGGCCCGUGAAUUUCUGCGUAAGAAACUCAUCGGCAAGAAAGUACACUGUACACUGGAUUACGUAACUCCUGCCCGUGACAACUUCCCCGAGAAAUGCUGCUAUACUGUGACGCUUGGCGGAACCAACGUUGCUGAGGCUCUACUUUCGAAGGGUCUCGCGAAACUGUUCAACCGACAGGAUGACGAGCAACGGUCGAUGAAAUACGACGAGCUCCGGGCAGCGGAAGCGCAGGCUCGGAAGGGACUCAAGGGUAUGUUCGCCAAGGAUGACAUUCCAACGCAUCGUAUCAAUGAUUUGACGCUUGACCACUCCCGCAUCAAGCACCAGUAUCUACCCUCGUGGCAGCGUGCUCUGCGUACCGAAGCCAUUGUGGAGUUUGUGGCCAGUGGAUCCCGCUUCCGUAUCUACUGUCCCAAGGAUAGCUGUUUGGUGACAUUCCUGCUGGCAGGCAUCUCGUGUCCCCGUUCGUCUCGCCCUGCAUUGAACGGUAUUCCGGCGCAGGAGGGUGAGCCCUACGGAGAUGAGGCACUCCAGUUCAGCAAGGACCGUAUCCUGCAGCGGGACGUGAGUGUCAAGAUCGAAUCCACCGAUAAGGCUGCCACCAGCGUCAUCGGAUGGUUGUGGACUGAAAACAAUGCCAACCUGUCGGUUGCCCUCGUGGAGGAAGGUCUUGCCACGGUGCAUUUUACUGCUGAGAAAACGGAACACUACCGUGCCUUGAGCGAAGCUGAGGCUCGUGCCAAGGCCAAGAGGAAGAACAUCUGGAAGGAUUACGUCGAAAAGGUUGAUGAAGAGAAUAAGGAGAAUGAGGAAGAAAAGGAAGAUCCCACUGUCCCUGCUGAUCGCAAGGUUCGGUACGAGAAUGUCGUUAUCACCGAGGUUACUCCCGAGCUGCAUUUCUAUGCACAGCACGCCGAUCAGGGUGCCAAGCUGGAGGAAUUGAUGUCCAAGUUGCGUCAGGAGUUCCGUGCAAUGCCACCCGUAACUGGGUCCUACAACCCAAGGCGUGGGGAUCUUUGUGCCUCGAAAUUCAGCGAGGAUAACGAAUGGUAUCGCGCGAAGGUUGAGAAGAUCGAAAAGGGUGGUAACGUGUCCAUUUUGUACGUUGACUACGGCAACCGAGAGACUGUUCCUACAACCCGCCUAGCAAUGCUUCCGCCUGCCUUCCUCUCGGACAAACCGUACGCGCACGAGUACUCGCUGGCCUUGGUGGUACUGCCUACCGACGAGGACGAUAAGGCGGACGCCAUCAAGGCUUUCGCCCAGGAUACGCUCAACAAGACCCUGCAGCUUAAUGUCGAGUAUCGCAUCAGCGGAGCUGAGUUCGUAACCCUUGUUGACCCUGCCGCCAAAUCCGACAUCGGAAAGGAUCUGAUCAACGACGGUUUCCUGAUUGCCGAGAAGAACAAGAAGGAUCGCAGACUGCAGAAAUUGCUGAAUGACUACAAGGAAGCUGAGCAAUCAGCCCGCAAGAAUCGCAACGGCAUCUGGCAGUACGGUGACAGCACCGAGGACCAGGCCGGCGAGUUCGGUCUCGGCCGUUAAAGCCGCGCAGCCGGCUAAGCGUGAAUCAAAUCCCUGCCCAACACAAAAAAAACAACAACACAUAAACAUAUUAUAUACAAAUACGUUUAUAAUUAUGUUAUUAUUUUUGAAGCAAAUAUGCGCACUUUUGCUGAGACACUCACACGGUGUGCUGACGUCUUAAUCAGCUGUUCGAGAUAUUAUUCCAAUUUACAUAUAUUUUUUAUCGUAACAACAAACUUCCAACAAACACACACACAUCCUUUAGAGCUAGCAGGAAGCGAGUGAGAACAGUAACAGCGAAGAAUCAGAUGGAGCUAAGCGACAAAGCGGUCACGUUUGUCUCACUUUAUCGCUAUGUUGCGAUAUCAACCGUGGAAUACGAGCAACACAAAAUGAUCCCAGGGAAUAUCCAAUAGUGCAACGGAACAUAACAAUCAACAAACACACACACACAUACAGUAGCGCGAUUAUGUGAAAAGAAAUUGUCGCAUUCACCCAUGACUAGGAUUUUCAAAAACGAUUGAGACCAGAUAAAAAAGACUGUUACUUUUGAUUUGUCGAGCAAUAAUAUUGUCGAAUAUGUGGCUUACCAUAUUUGAAUACGUAGAUCCCGCAGAGAAAGAGAGCUGCCGUAUUUUUGUUUCUUUAUGUUCAAAUUGGCCGAUGGUAAAUGGGCGAUGGAGAGGCUUACGUGGAAAAAUCUCCUCCCGCUUUUCUCAAAUUUUCGGUAAUGAAACAAUGGAAUGCGCCCAAACUUUUACUGUUUUCGAGCAGCAAUCGUAAAAUCGAUUCUCGGUUCCAAUAAAGUGAUCAAAAACUAUACGUUUUGUUUCUGUUCCAAUCUAAUGGAUUCAUAUUAUAGGACAGCUGGGGGAUUACCGGCUUUUGAAUAAAUCGGAAAGUAAAAUAGAUGGGUUUGAAAAUAGGACAGACAAAAAAUUAUAUAUAUAUUUAUGAAAACGGAUGAUGUCUAAAACAAGAUCAAAAUAAGAAUUGGAAAAAAUUGAAUCGUCAAGUUAUUAUAUGCUCUACGAUAUAA